AUGCAACCACCACAGCAUCAUUCAUGGAUCAAUCUUGGGGAAAUUAAAGGUCAGUUAAUCAAGAAGCUGGGGCUGGAAAGAUCAAAACAGUAUCUUGAUUAUUUGAAUCUGUUUUUGAGCUUUAAGUUAAGCAAGCCUGAGUUCGACAAGCUUUGUUUAAGAACAGUUGGAAAAGAUAACAUCCGACUCCACAAUCAGUUAAUCCGUGCAGUUUUAAAGAAUGCUUGUACAGGAAAAGCAUCUAUCCCUGAUGAUCCUUCAAGAACAGUUGGAAACAAGAAACCUUUAGAUGGAGUUUACCAUCAAAAUGGAGGAGUUACAAUUCCAUUAGCUUUAGCCAAUGGUGAUAUUCUGCCUCCAUCCCCACGAAAGGCAAGAAGCGGGGCCCGUGAACGGAGAGUUGUGGACCGUAAAAGUGCUCUUGGGCCAAAUGGGAAGACAAAUUACACAUCCAUUUCAUCAUCUUUCCCACAAUCGGGUGAUUUUAGUGUUGUUUUGGAGAAUGGGAAUUCAAGUUCAUCCCCUGAUACUCGAAAUGCAGCAGUGCAUCAUCAUCAUCAAGAACUCAAGAAACAACCAGAAAAUGGUGAUUUUGUUGGUGUACAUCGUAUAGAGCAUACUGAAUCACUAGUUAGAAAAGAUGGGAAAGGUGUAUCUGUAUCUGUAUCUGAUAGGGCUUCAUUACACGCUCCACUUGGGGUCCCGUUUUGCCCCGUGAGUGUAGGUGGGGCCCGGGCGUUACCAAGUAGUAGUAAAACCGUCAGUGUGUUGCACACUGACGGUUUGUUGGAAACCCCAACAUUGAAGGAACGUAUGGAGCAAAUUGUAACAGCACAGGGCCUUCAACGGGUGUCAAUGGAUUGUGCAAAUGUGAUGAACAUCGGAUUAGAUUCUUACUUGAAGGGUUUGAUUAGGUCUUGUAUUGAACUAAAUGGAGCUAAGUCAAUGCAAGAGUCAACGAAAAGCGAUUUGGUCAAACACCCAGCUCAAAUGAGGUCAAAACAGCUAGUAACAUUGCUAGACUUUAGGGUUGCUAUGGAGCUUAACCCUAAACAGCUUGGGGAAGACUGGCCUGUACUUCUUGAGAAGAUAUCUACACAUGCUUUUGAGGAAUAA
Molecule: messenger RNA, 1116 nt
Organism: Lactuca virosa
Lineage: Eukaryota; Viridiplantae; Streptophyta; Magnoliopsida; Asterales; Asteraceae
Source: the annotation of a GenBank genome assembly